This is a messenger RNA of Paramuricea clavata, 4036 nucleotides long. NCBI's taxonomy places the organism in Eukaryota, Metazoa, Cnidaria, Anthozoa, Malacalcyonacea, Plexauridae. The record is from the annotation of a GenBank genome assembly.
CCACACCCCACCAAAAUUUCCACCACUGGAAACGAGUGAAACCCAAUGAAUUAUCAAUUAUGUACAACUGUCGGUUGUAUCUAAAAAUGAAAAUUUACAGAUAAAAACACGACUCUGCACACAUGAAACUUUCAUGUUAGUCAAAAAUAUUUGAUAGGUUUGAAUAUGAUCAAUCAUGUUUAACAUUGAUAAGUUGAGCUAUAUUAAUACAUUCAAAUGCUUGUUGCAAGCAUGAAGGUUUCACGUAAGAUUAGACAAUGUUUUAUCAGCAACUGUUCAAUCCCACAUGCAGACAAGAGUACUCUUGUUUUAUGUUUAGAACAACACAAAAGUUGCAGUCUUGGGAGCGGCAGGGGGCAUUGGACAGCCAUUGUCAUUACUUCUAAAGAUGUCACCAUUAAUUGAUCAACUGGCAUUGUAUGAUAUCGUCAAUACACCAGGUAAAGCCUUUGAUUUAGAUAUCUGACUGUUUAUUUAUUGCAUUGACUAGUUUUAAUCAUUACACUUUCGUUAUAGGUGUUGCGGCCGACCUAAGUCACAUUGAAUCUGCGGCUAAGGUAAUUAGUUAAGUACUCUUGAUUAAACUUGGCCAUACUUUUAGUUCUCUUCUUUUACAUAUUAAAUGUUUAAAGAUAGUUGUACAACUGUUACAACAUUGUUACAAGUUUGUUGCAAGAUUGUUACAAAGUUGUUGCAAGAUUGUUGGACAGUUAUCAUAAGGUCAUUAAAGUGUUACAAUAGAAUGUUGUUGCAAGGUUGCUGCAAGGUUAUUGCAAUAUUCUGAAACACUUGAAGGUUUUUGCAAAAUUGUUAGAAAUAGGUCAUUACAAGGAUUUUAAAAUGUUGUAACAAUAGAAGGUUGUAUCGAGGUUACUACAAGGUUAUUGUAAUAUUCUGAAGCAUGUGAAUGUUGUUGCAAGAUUGAAACCACAUUGUUAUAAGAUCCUCCUCUGCAGAUAACCCAUCAUCAAGGCGCCGAACAAAUGGAGGAGGCGCUAAAAGAUUGUGACAUUGUCAGCAUACCUGCGGGAUUACCAAGAAAACCUGGUUAGUAACACCUGACAAAAAAUAUCCUGUUCAUCCAGUUUCCUGUACAAUCCUAUUUUUUCUGCCAUCUCUAGUUUGAAAUGGUUGCAACUAUGUGGUUACCUACUGACCCUAUUUUUUCAUUGGUUACUUCAUAAUAUGUGACGGCAAAAAUUGCAUCAGUUGUCAUCACAUGGUAGUCUUGGUUGAAGUCUGUCUCAGAAGAAAAAGUAGGAAGACUUGGGAUUUUUGCAGCAUUUCGUAUGUUACUUGCAAAAAUUUGUUGUUGUCAACUCACAAGCCACGCCUCAAUUAAAAAAAAAUUCUGAUCUACCUAGAUCCCAUUUUUGACAGGGUAUGCACCUUGAACUACAGGAUAUUUUCGACCUAAAAUGCUUUGAAUUAACCAAAUUCCUUUCAUCUGAAGAGGUUGCUGUGUUGUAAAUACUUUUUAUGUAGAUAACAAGAUUACAUUAAUUAAUAUGCUACCUUCUUCUAACUUUUACAAGGUAUGACAAGAGACGACUUAUUCAACACAAAUGCUAGCAUUGUUAAAAACCUAACAGAGGCUUGUGCAAAAUACUGUCCUAAUGCCAUCAUUAGUAUCAUUUCAAAUCCUGUAAGUGUUGGAGCCUUCAAGUAUUGUUCACUAUCCCAUACAACAAAAUCCUAUUGGAAUUCUGCCUGGGAUUGUUAUUGCAUUUGAGCGAAUUUGUGUUGGAUUCAUUGGAUUCCACUAAAAGUAAAAUUUAAAUGCCUCAAACCAAUUGGAAUUUGGGUCAGUUUCCAAUAGAAAUUCAUAUGAUAAACCCAAUUGGAUUUUUUGUAAGGGAUCAGAAAUUCAGAUUUCAGAAUAAACAGUAUGAUGGACUCUAUCGAGAUUUUGUUCACUGGCAGGAAUUUGGUUGAGUAUUCCACCUACAAAAUUACCUAAGUACUAUGAUGUAUUCUGUAUCUUAUCAGGUGAACUCGACUGUACCCAUUGCUUCUGAAGUGUUCAAAGCAGCGGGCGUUAAUGAUCCAAACAGGUUUGUCAAAUAUAUUAUAGAUGAUUAUUUCUUUUCUAAAUGGUAAGUAUGAUUUACAUAAUUUGAUCAUUUGAAUGUUUGUAGAAUAUUUGGUGUGACAACGUUAGACAUUGUGAGAGCAAAUACAUUUGUUGCUCAGCUAAAGGUGAGUGAAGCUGAACGUUAUUCCUUUUCACAAAAAUAACAAAAAUUGUAAUUUGAUUUUGGGCCAAUUUCCAAUUCGAGUGACUUUUUUUGUUGGAAGUUACAGUGAAUGCCAAUUAGAAAAUUGAAAUUCCUAGUGGAGUUCCAAUUGGUUAAAUUAAUUAAAAUUAAACUCUUAUUAGACUUCCAGCCAAUUAGAAAUUAUUCCUAGAUUGGAAUUAAAAUUGGAUUUUCCUAGCACAAGUUCCUUUCUUCAGUUGUCAUGAUUUUAUUUUUGAGCAGGAUCUUGAUGUUAGCAAAGUUAAAGUUCCUGUGGUUGGUGGACAUUCUGGAAUAACCAUCCUACCCUUGCUAUCUCAGGUACGUCUGAUGUUCUCAUCAAUGUUUAUUUAACAAAAAAAUAUUGUAUUUUAUUAUAUAAAGUAUAGUGCUUUAUGUAGCGAGCAGGAGUGUUUUAUUAGGUUUAAAGCCACGAGCGCACAGCGCGAGUGGCUUGAGACCUAAUAAAACACGACUCAAAAAUGGUUAUUUUUCACGCACGUAAUUCAAUACAAAAUUUGCGAACUUCACAGGGGGCUAUAUUUUCCUCAUUUUACAACAUUUUGCAACCAAACUUUGCAAUUUUACUAUUUUUCACAUGCUCUUCCUAGCUGUGGUGAUGGAUUUUGUUCUUCUUGCCUAGAUCAAAAUUUAGUCUAUAAGUAUAACUGGAAAUGCCUGUUGGUUAAAUAUUGUUUCAUUUUAGACGCAACCAAAAACGUCUUUCACUCAAGCUGAGAUUGACAGUUUAACAGACAGAAUUCAGAACGCCGGCACGGAGGUUGUGAAUGCAAAAGCUGGAGCCGUAAGUUUGGCUAACGGUUUAGAAUCAUGGAAAUUGUUUAUUUUUCUAUCCAGGAUUAUUCUCUGACGCUGUUUUAAUUUCCAGGGUUCUGCAACCUUAUCCAUGGCCUAUGCUGGAGCAAGAUUCGUGUUUUCGGUAAGAAAAAGAAGUCAUUUACAAAUUGCGGUCUAGUUGACUAGUCCUCAAGAACAGUACCAUCAAGUUCAGGCUUCGUUUCUAAAUUCACUGUAGAAACAUUACAACUUUGCCUCGUUCUAAGGCUAUUAUCUGUGGGCAUUCGAUCAUGAUUUCGAAAAGGUCUUUUGGUUUGUCCAGAAAACUCUCAUGCAAACUCUCGCUUCUCAACUCUCUUCAACUCUCAUGCAACUCUUGCUCUCGUUUGACCAGGACAUGAGAGUUGAGAAAACUCUCAUGCAAACUCUCGCUUCUCAACUCUCAUCAACUCUCAUGCCACUCUUGUUCUCGUUUGACCAGGACAUGAGAGUUGAAAAAACUCUCGUGCCAACUCUCGCUUCUCAACUCUCUUCAACUCUCAUGCAACUCUUGUUCUCGUUUGACCAGGACAUGAGAGUUGAGAAAACUCUCAUGCGAACUCUCGCUAAUUAGAUCUCAACUCUCGUGCAACUCUUGUUCUCGUUCGACCGGGACAUGAGAGUUGAGGAAACUGUCAUUGAAACUCUCGCUUCUCAACUUUCAUCAACUCUCAUGCAACUCUUGUUCUCGUUUGACCGGGACAUGAAAGUUGAGAAAACUGACACGCAAACUCUCGUGGCUUCUCAACUCUCAUCAACUCUCAUGCAACUCUUGUUCUCGUUUGACCAGGACAUGACUGAGAGUUGAAAAAACUCUCGCUUCUCAACUCUCGUCAACUCUUGUUCUUGUUUGACCAGGGCUUAUAAGCCACUAUAGGCCUUAGUUGAAAUUUAAACAAUCAUUAAUGAUGUUUCAGUUGUUGAAAGCUUUACGUGGAGAUUCUGGGAUCAUUGAGUGUGGA